AUGCGAAAGACUAUGGAACUAAUCAUUUCCUGCUCAGAGGGUUCUUUACAGUUUGUUUGCGGUUUUGGUGUACCAGUUGAAGAAUUACAGUUCGAGACUGUUCUUACGGGUAUUGUCUUCAAGAGUACACAUAUAUUACCGUCGACAGUGUUCGCUUUAAGAAAUCACACUACACAUCCCAUUACAGAACCCUAUAAAAUAAGAACAAAUGUAUCUAAAAAUUUCGAUUUCUUUGACAUGAAGAGAGAAUAUAAGAAUUCAAAUCUAAAUUAUAUAUCAAAAUAUGCAAAGUAUCGUUGGUUAAUUUAUAAAGUUUUGGAGAAAUUUUCAGAGAAUUAUGGAUAUGCAGGAAGAACUUGUGUUUUAAGAACGAUUUGUGAAGCGGCAGAUGCACCAUUUCAUUAUGGCAGUGGACUUUUAAGUGAAAUACUACAUAUAAUACUAACACCCUCUACAUCUGCUGACGAACUAACAACACACGCCGACAAUGAAUACUACCACGCAGAACAGAUAGGUCGAUUGGGUGGUCCAUGUAAUGAGAUUUUUAAGGAAUGUACCAAAUCAAUUUUAACACAAUUUUCACAAGUCUUCCAUUUUUCAUAG
This is a messenger RNA of Teleopsis dalmanni, 603 nucleotides long. RefSeq lists its product as uncharacterized. The coding region runs from base 1 to 603 and encodes 200 amino acids. Lineage: Eukaryota; Metazoa; Arthropoda; Insecta; Diptera; Diopsidae. The transcript has 3 exons. The record is from RefSeq and is a predicted model, not a curated record.